AUUUGUGUACGGAGUGCGAUGCGCCGACUGGGUUGGUGAAUGCCGGUGGUUUGCAUAGUUCGUUUCCUUUGGUAGCCUAUUAACUGACGAACUGUCUGGUUGUUUAUUAUCAAGGAAGCCUAGUGCGCCAGCCGAUGUUUGAAAUUCCGGAUUAAACGAUACUGCAUCGCGAUGUCGUCUAGCUCGCGAAUGAAUGAAUUGCGGCGCGCAUUAAGCAGAGUGGCCGAUUUCACGGAGGCAAACAAGUCGUUCAUCAAUGCCCACAUGGUGGACUUCUACACAAAACAACACUGGGAGCGACUCGUGGACGCCGAUGUCGGCAGAGAUCUGCUCAGCUUGACUGAAGAAGAACUCUUGUACCUGGGAACUGAGCAGUUCAUGAACCUUGAAUGUGUGAGGGCCGGUCGUGUGCCAGCGCUACAGGCCUUGGCGCUCCAAUUGGAGCGUCACACUCUGUCCGCGCUCGGGGCUCUCAGCAGCGGAGACCGUCUCGCCCACCCGGCGGCCUAUGGCGAGAGCGGCAUAAACAGCUUCGCUGGGCGCGGCAUGAGCCCCAAGAAGGAGCACGAGGUGGACGCCAUGGCUGAGCUGGUGGCCUCGCUCGCACACCGCCUGGGAGUCCGCCAACUACUGGACCUAGGCAGCGGCAAGGGAUACCUGGCCGCGCGGAUGUGCGGGCCACCGCACGCGCUCAGAGUCCUCGCCGUGGACAGCUCGGAGGCGAGGAAACCGCAGCGCCCUCGAGCGAGCCGCCAAGAGCUGCAGGGCGAAGGUGUUGAACGUCUGCGGACGCUCACGGCCAGGGUGGACGACAGGUUCGACGUGGAAGCUGCCCUGGGCGGAAACGAGGAGGAGCAACUCCUGGUGUGCGGUCUCCACACGUGCGGCGAGCUGGGACCCAGCGCCCUGCGACUGGCCGUGCGCGGAGUACCCCGGGUGCGAGGGCUGUGCCUGGUUGGCUGCUGCUAUCACCUGCUGGAACGUGGCUUCCCGAUGUCCCGGGAGCUCGGGGCUCGAGGUUGUCAAGACCCCGGUCGUAAUGCGCGCAUGCUCGCUGCCCAGUGCGCCGACCGCCGCCAAGAGACUGGCAACACGCUCUUCUGGCGGGCACUGCUGCAGCUCAUGCUGACAGACGAGGAACGAGACUCCGGGAAGCGAGUGGGUCGCCUAGCAGUGACUGGAGUGUUUGCCGAUUACGCAAGAAAAGCUCUGCGGAAGCUUGGUCGGGAUGUCGUCGACGAGUUGGCACUUCGGGUGCAAGCGCAGCACCUGGAGCACGAAUACGGGGGUGAGCAGAGACGCCAGCUGUUGGCAUUCCACCGUCUGCGCAUUGCUUGGGCCGGCUGCAUCGAAGCACUUUUGCUUCUGGACAGACUAGUGUUUUUGCUCGAACAGUGGCCGACAGUGGCGGAGGCACACAUAGUUCGGCUGUUUGACCCGACUGUGUCGCCACGUUGCCAUGCUCUCGUGGCACUCAUGCAACAUGUUGGAGGAGAGUGAAGUGAAACAUAGUGGUUGUAGGAUGUCUGGCUGACCACAAUCGUUCAGAGUUCUAAAUAAGAAUGACGAUGUGGACGCGUCGGUUUAUAUGAUCUGUGCGAAACAAGUAUGGAAGUACCUAAAGGCGAGGACUGACUGAGGAACCAAAACCUCGUUUCCUUAUUCAGCAUUGAUAUUCUUCCCUCUUUUGCUUCCUCAGUCUUUCAGUGCCUGUAUUUAUGCACUUCUGUGCAUCGCACCGCUCAUCUUCACCGUAACCAGUGUUCUCUGUAACUGGAAAACAGCUUCGCCACACCAGCUAAGUGCCGACAUCAGUAGGAGGAAAUUUCUACUACAAAAAUAGUGUAGAACAAUGACAGGUUUUCUUUUAAAAAGCACAGAACCGGCAAGAGCCAAUGUGGGUUUUGUCACCAAGGCUCAUAAUUGAAACAUUCAUAGAGAACAAUAUCACUUCAUACAAGUAAAUUUGAUUGAAUGGAUGCUUGAGCUCAUUACUGAGAUGACAAAACCACAUGUUUCUCGCAGCUGUUUUUAACCAGAUUUUGUCUUUUACUGUUGAUCAGACCAUUACUAAAAAGUCACCUUUCACAGAUUUGGGUUAAGGUCAUCUGGCAACAGCAUGUUACAAAAUAGCGAGUCACGUGCUAUAAAUUUACGCUUAAAACAUUCGUUCCAGCUUUAACUAGGAUACAAAUAUUUGGCCUUGGGUUGCAAGUACGCUGGCAUCAGGCACAAGAACACAAUGCUUUGAACUGCAGGCCAGACAUUAACAUGUGCACUUUCCCGCUUUUACAGCCCGCUUUUUUGUAAGGAAAGGACAUCCCCAGGAACGAUAAAAGUGCUAGAGAUCCAUUGCCCCAACUGUAUGAACCCACAUCUAUGCAAUAUACUUAAGUUUAGGACUGUGAAAAUGUUAAUUUAAUACAGCAAACCUGAAAUCCUUGCAAAAAGCAAUGUGCAUGUGUACUAGAGGGGAGGGGACAUUGGUUUUUCUUAUUUUAACAAAAUGGCUAUAAAUAUGCUUGGUUUGGCGUCUGCACCAUGAUUAUAAGCAGAAUGCACAGCAAGGGUGAAGAAAAAGCAGUAGUGCAAGAAAGUAUAUGCAAAAAGAUUGCAGCUUUCUCGUGUCUACAAUCAAUGACAACCUUGUGCAUUCAUAAUGGACUAUUAUAGUAUUGUAAUAUAUUUCAAUUCUUUUCUUUGCCAAGUUUGAUUUCAGUUCUUACAUUCUGUAUACAUGCAUGUGUCUCUGAAUGGGUAAGUUCAAUGUCAUAGUGUUAUGUGCCUUGUUCAUCGAGAUGACCUACUAUACUUUCUGUGAAAUUGCCAAGAUGAACAGCCUAGUCAGGAGAGACCUCCAAUGCAAAAGCCCACAUGUAGCAGUGGAUUGAGGGUUUCACAUUAGAGAUUUUAUCCACUUCCACAAAUUUUACUUAGAGUAUUCAGUUGCAUCUUUGUAAAUAAACGGUGCAGCCCUUAGUGUCACAAUACUCAUAUUUCCUUACUCUUGUAUUGAAAUAAAUAUGAAUGUAGUGCCACAUU
Molecule: messenger RNA, 3042 nt
Organism: Rhipicephalus microplus (southern cattle tick)
Lineage: Eukaryota; Metazoa; Arthropoda; Arachnida; Ixodida; Ixodidae
Product: putative methyltransferase-like protein 25
Source: RefSeq, a predicted model, not a curated record